Messenger RNA from Coturnix japonica (Japanese quail), 1657 nucleotides. The record is from RefSeq and is a predicted model, not a curated record. Lineage: Eukaryota; Metazoa; Chordata; Aves; Galliformes; Phasianidae.
UCUCCUAGAGCAGCCAAAACCACUGGAAAUUGGAAUCCAUGAUGCGGUGGCCCUAUUGGCACAUGCCAGCAAAGUUGAGUCUUGGAUUUCUAUGUCUCUUUCUUGUUUGGAACAUAGCUUCAUGCGUAAGAAGAGAAAACAAGAGAGAGAAGCAAGUGGCAGUGCUGGCUACUGCAGAACUGCCUGCAAAGUCCGUGGAUCUGGCUGCUGUUAAUCUGACAGAACUGGUGAAUGGGAUGCUGAGCACGUCACUAAGAGGUACCAGAAAGCUCUUCUCUUUGCUAAGCAUCACGUCCUACAGCUCGUUUGCUUUCCACAAAGUGUCAGUCACCAUUUAUAACAUUUCUAGCCUGAAAAAUGUUGACCCUCGCAAGUUCCCUAUGCACUACUGCUACUGUUUAAACAACGUGACAAAUGACUUGACAGAUUUCACUGCUUUGCUUGUUGACAUUAUUGGAAACUCUACCAGUUACCUCACAGAAAUUUUCAAAUCUACUUCUAUUCUCUCAGUCCGUCAGAGCAAUGAUUCAGAUUGUAUCUACAUCUGUGUGAUGACAGGUCAAACAGGGAGAAAUCUGUCUGACUUCUGGGAAAUACUAGAGAAAUCUCCUGUUAUUAAUUAUACAUUUUCCAGUAACACAUCUUCUGACCUAGAUAUAGAUUCUGUUUUUUCAAGUUUCAUGAAAUCACAGGAAGACUCAAACAAAACUGUGGAUCCAUCAGCAGAGCAUCCAUGGACAUUUAAUAGUACUAGCACUCCUCUUGCCCUGAAAGGAAAGGACAGUUCCAACACAAGGCCCCCACCAUGGACAAAGAUGCUUAGUGUGAAGGCAUCAGGGUUUCCUUCACUGUAUGUAGACACUUCAAGACCACGAGGCACAGCUGGAGCCCCUCCUGCUGCUGAGAGCACCUUAGUCACAUCACCAGCUUUGCAGCCCAGCCCCACACUUAUUUCUCUUCUUGUAGCUGAUACAAACAUGUUUUGGAUGCAGACUGUGCCACCUCAAGAUGCCAGCAAUAAGAUACAAACAGAGCAAGAUUUACCUUCCUCAGUUCUGUCAACUCCACCUCACCAACCUGGCCUGAUACUGAAACUUCAUUCAUCUGCACGGUGUCCACAGGCGAUGCUCAAAGACCCGUACAUGACCUCACCUCCUGUCACCAUCAUUCUGCAGAAGAUCAAUCCCUGUCUGAUGGAGCUUUGCAGGUUUUUUCAGCUGUGCCUCUGUGCUGGCCAAAGAAGACAUUCCAUAAAGGAUGCCAUGAGGUACUGUGUUGAGUACUAUUCCUGGUUUUUGAAAAAUGCAACUUAUGUCUGUGAAAGAGUCAAAAGAGUUGCUUACUCCCACACAUUAAAACAGAAAUGCCUUAAGAACAUCUGUAAAUCAGUCUAGAGCACUGAGGAAUUUUACUUCAGUUUGGGGAACAGUGACAGUUUUUGUAGUCUUUUCAGAUUGACAUAGGUAAUCUGUGAAUAUGUCUAACAAGUUAUUAACCAGAAAUUAACCUAGAAAUCUCUCUUCAUCCAAAGCAAUAUGAAAAUGGUGUGUAAAAACAGAUGCAUGUUAUACAUGUGUUGUACCUGCGAUAGACAAUAAAAUAAAAUAAAAAAAUUUGGGAGGCUUUCUAAAAUUGAAUUUUAUAAAGUAUUCUUAAC